UAUUUUUGUUUUGUUUAACCUUUCUCCUGAGGUGCAUCUGUUGAAAUGCGUAGGAUUCUGAACGUUCAGGCGCAACCCACAGAAUAAAACUGACGGUUCUUAUUUAAGGAAUCUGCGAGGGCCUCAACAGCAUGGACGCCAAGGGAGACUCCAUCAACUUGGAUUUGAGCCAGCUUACUGGCGAGAUUGUUGCUGCCGUAGAUGAGGAGCAAAAGAGCAAGCCUGGACUAUUGCCAACCAGCCCUGCCGCUGCAAAGGAAUGGCUCUCGCAGAAGAAACAGUCCAUUCGUCCGUGGAAGCAGUUCGUCAACUUCAACCGAUUCAGCGUGCCCAAGAACAUCGGCGAUGCAUCCGCCAGAGUUGUGCAGAAUGUGGAGCACUUUCAAAGCAACUACCUCUUCGUCUUCAUUGGCCUCAUCUUGUACUGUAUAUUGACCUCUCCUCUCUUGCUGAUUGCCAUAGUGGCUGGUAUGGGAGGAGCAUACAUCAUUCGCCUGAAAAGUGCUGAGGGCAAAAUCAAACUGUUCAACAAAGAGCUGACUGUGAUCCAGCAGUACUGUAUACUGGGUAUGCUAUGCUUUCCAAUAUUCUACGUGGCCGGAGCUGGAUCAGCUGUCUUCUGGGUCCUAGGUGCCUCUUUCUUCACAAUCAUGCUGCAUGCAACAACGUACGCCAUCGAAGCAUCGCCUCCUGAUGAAACCUUUGAGCUGCAGACAGUGUAAAAUAAAUGCCACCGCAAGAGAGAAAGGAAAGGCAGUUUACCCAUCUUAAUCCGGGCUUCUAAUGUGCAAAGUUCACAAGAUCUUGUAACAGCGAGAUGGGAUGGGUAACGGAAAGAAUUGCGCUAAUAUAUCAAGAUUAAAAAAUUGCUUUUACACCUCGGAGCGUUU
Rhipicephalus sanguineus (brown dog tick) is the source of this 890-nucleotide messenger RNA. RefSeq names its product prenylated Rab acceptor protein 1. The coding region runs from base 132 to 722 and encodes 196 amino acids. NCBI's taxonomy places the organism in Eukaryota, Metazoa, Arthropoda, Arachnida, Ixodida, Ixodidae. The transcript is spliced from 6 exons. Gene Ontology annotation, cellular component: Golgi apparatus. The record is from RefSeq and is a predicted model, not a curated record.